This is a messenger RNA of Klebsormidium nitens, 1799 nucleotides long. The record is from the annotation of a GenBank genome assembly. Lineage: Eukaryota; Viridiplantae; Streptophyta; Klebsormidiophyceae; Klebsormidiales; Klebsormidiaceae.
AUAGGUAAGCCGUUUGGCUGCUGGAACACUGUUCAUGUUGCUAACCUAUUUACCUGGGGCGUUUGGUCCCCCUGAGUUGCCCGGCCAGGGCGACUGACGCAUGCACGUUGCUAAGACAGGCGGUGCCAACGCAAUUCUGCCAUCCUUUCUGCGGUGGCAGCGCGCCCAUGGAGCCUGAGGUGCAGAACACCGCGACCCCUGCUGCGCUUGGCUUUCGGAUGCCCGCUGAGUGGGAGCCCCAUGACGGCUGUUGGAUGGGCUGGCCUGAACGUCCGGACCUGUGGUAUGGGAAUGCCAAGCAUGCGCAGGCCGCAUUUGUGGAGGUGGCCACCACCAUUGGCAGAUUCGAACCGGUGACCAUCAUUGCUAGUGCGGCCCAGUGGCCCACUGCGCGCGCCAUGCUGCCGCGGGAGAUCCGGGUGGUGGAGACCAGCUUCAAUGACGCCUGGCUGAGGGACAUUGGACCCACCUUUGUGGUGCGGGAUGCGCCUUCGGGAAAGUCGGAAGAUGGGCGGGAAGUUGCUGGAAUUGAUUGGGCGUUCAAUUCGUGGGGCGGGGAGCUGGGGGGCCUGUACGCAGACUGGACGCAGGACGCUCUGGUGGCGCGCAAGAUACUGGAGGUUGAGAAGCUGCCCCGCUUCCCGCACCCCAUGAUACUCGAGGGGGGCUCCAUACACGUGGACGGGGAAGGCACGUGUUUGACCACGGAGGAGUGCCUGCUCAACCCGAACCGCAACCCGCACAUGCCCAAGGCUGCCAUCCAGGCGCAGCUGCAGGCAUAUUUGAAUGUGCAAAAGGUCAUCUGGCUGAAGCAUGGCCUGUUUGGGGACACUGACACGGACGGACACAUCGACAACAUGGCCUGCUUUGCGCGCCCCGGAGUGGUACUGCUUGCGUGGACUGAUGAUGAGACAGACCCCCAGUACGAGCGCUCGGUGGAGGCGUACGAGCAACUGAUCCGGGAAAAGGAUGCGAAGGGCCGCGCCCUCGAGGUCCACAAGCUGCACCUGCCCACUCCGCUGACCUACACUCAGGAGGAGGUUGACGGGCUGGCACCCAGCAGCGAUGUGCGGGUCAAGACGGACGUCGGCGGACGGAUGGCUGGCUCGUACGUCAACUUUUACAUUGCCAAUGGCGGCAUCGUUGCGCCGGGCUUCGGGGACAUCCGGCACGACGUGGGCGCUAAGCAGAAGCUGGAGGAGGUCUUCCCGGAGCACAAGGUGGUGAUGGUCCCGGCCCGCAACAUCCUGGUGAACGGGGGCAACAUCCACUGCAUUACGCAGCAGCAGCCCGCGCGCUUCCCGGCCCUCAUUCAGGUCGCCGAGACUGUGCGGGAGGACACGGUGCCCCUGGACGGGCCGCCCCUGCCAGACUUUACGUCCGAGGAGGUGGAAGCGGCGCGGGAGAGGCUGAACGCCAAGGGCAUCGGACCGGAAGAGGUGCCCGCGGUGUAACACCACUAAAGGCCGCGAGCACCAGGCCAGCGGAUGAUUGGACCUCGAGGUAUGGUCGCUCGCUGUCCGACUUGGUUCUGACGUCAGCAUCGAUUUGAAGAUUCGGGCGUACCGUGGACAACCAACCCCUCCAAGCAGCUUCUGGCAGAAAUAUUUGUCGGAUAUCCGAUGCGCACGGUACCGAGUGCAAAUCCUUGCCGGCUCCUGACGCUAACAACUGGCCUUAAACCGGACCCCAAUCACCUUGUCAUGCCGGCUCCUUUUACAGUAUUGACCUGAAGAAGGUCCAUUCAAUCGUUUCGGAUCUCAGUCACGGGCACAUGCCUGGUUUGGUCAGGUUGUUUG